Messenger RNA from Medicago truncatula (barrel medic), 758 nucleotides. RefSeq lists its product as uncharacterized. The transcript has 2 exons. The coding region runs from base 105 to 500 and encodes 131 amino acids. NCBI's taxonomy places the organism in Eukaryota, Viridiplantae, Streptophyta, Magnoliopsida, Fabales, Fabaceae. The record is from RefSeq and is a predicted model, not a curated record.
GAAAUGUCAUAAAAACCAAUAUUGAAAGCAAAACGCAACCACACACACACACCUUGUUCGUCCGAUUGAAAUCUCAUCGGAAUUGAAACAUACUCGUCGCCGGAAUGGCCACCGCCGUGUCAAACGUUUCUCACCGCAACUCGUUAAGCCAAAUGCUGGCUGAUAUCGUCAAGUUCGCCGUUGGCUCCCUCAAAAUCAUCCCUGGUAGAAAGCAGGUAGAUAAGAUGGUGCCUGAAGGAUUGAUAAAUAUACCAAUGCCAACAACACCAUUGAAGACCAAGAAACACCUUGAUAAAAAGGUUGCAAAUGAACUUGAUUUUGAAACAAAAAUGGAGAAAGUGACAGAAGACAUGAACAAUGUAAAGCAGCAGUACAAAACAUCAACCAAACUUGUUGAAGAGUCACAACAGCCUCCAAACAAAAUGGACGGCGAUGUCUUUAAGGGAAUUAAUCUUCUGCAGAAAAAUGGGAGGAGAGUGUUUAUUCGGUCUCGUCUAUAGAAUGAACUUACUUAAUUGCAAUAGACGAAGAGUGUUAGCGAUACACUCUUUCUACUACAUUGAGAAUGAAUCUCACAUAAAAUAGUACGAUUGGUAUAAAUUUUACUCAAUAAAAGAGGGAGGGUUGUGUGAAUAUUGCUAGCAAAGAUAAUGUAAUAUAUUAUGUAUUUUGUUUUUCCUUUUUUCCUCUUGUAAUUUGUCCCUAUAGUAUUGGUGAUAUAUAAUAUAUUUCAUUUGCAAACACUUCCUAUUAGUUCC